Molecule: messenger RNA, 6276 nt
Organism: Podarcis raffonei (Aeolian wall lizard)
Lineage: Eukaryota; Metazoa; Chordata; Lepidosauria; Squamata; Lacertidae
Exons: 2
Biological process (GO): proteolysis; virion assembly; DNA integration
Molecular function (GO): zinc ion binding; RNA-DNA hybrid ribonuclease activity; aspartic-type endopeptidase activity
Source: RefSeq, a predicted model, not a curated record
UUUAGCUCUGUAGCAAUAUAGAUUGCCUGAGCAAGCUUUGGCUUUAGAUUCCAAUAAAGAUUGCUUAAGCAGGUUUGGCUUGUGACACUGGUCAAGUAAAGAAUAAGAGGAGCCACGUAGGCUCAAAAGACAGGGAAAUGGGUAAGGAACGUGCUUAACGUGAUUAUCCUCCUAAGGUGUACCUAUAGGUUGGCAAUUGGUGAUUGGUGGAAGGGAGGUGUACCUAUAGGUUGGCAAUUGGUGAUUGGUGGAGAAAUGUGUACCUACAGUAUAAGAAUGCCUGCCAAAUGCCAUGUAUUUACAGCCAGUCUUUCAGAAUUUAUUCUGCUGGUUGUCUCUGUGCACAGAUAAUAAACUGCUUUUCUCCAAAGAAGAUUUUGCUUUCCUGGUACUUUUGUUCCCUCCAAGGUCCGGGGAUGGCGUGGCUGAUGGAUCCCUAGGUAAAUAAGGCUUCAUUUCUUUGGGGGCUCGUCCGGGAUAAGCCCCCUCCCCAAAUACGGACCGGAGGGCCAGGCUCAACCAAGGUGAACAGCUCAGCAGCGUUUGCAGGCUUCAGCGCGCACCCCGCCUGUUUCGUGGGGGAAGCCGGCCACACUGUCCUGUAGUGGAGACAUCUUGUUGAGGGAGAAAAACAAAGAGGACGGCGCCGAGGGGACAGGUCCGCAGCGGAAAACGGUAAGCCCAAGGGAAAAGGGCGUGGGCCCAAGGGAAAAGGGCGAGGCCUGAUCAGCCUCAACUGGUUGUGCAGUAGAGUGCCGCCAGUAAGGUUUGGUAAAAAGGGAAACAGGGGGAAAUUAUUUUGGUGUAUUUAGUGUGUUACAUGUUGAAAUUAUAUUGGUGUGUUUUGUAUGUUGUAUGUUGCAUGUCAGAUACUCUAGUGACUGAAUUGUCAAGUGUGGGCCAGGGCUUAGUGUCCCCCUUGGCCGAGCGAUUGUAGGGCUGUAGUGUGUGGAGUGUGAAAGAAUUUACAACCUGUUAGGAGCAGAGUAUCUGGAAAAAAAAAAAAAAAUGGGGUCUGGGGCAAGCCAAUGUAGUCCUCUGGAAUGUUUUUUAAACAACUGGAAAGCAGCCACAAAGCAUGAUGAUUGGGGAAUCAAAUUGAGAAGACAGAGGAUGAGGACAUUGUGUGAAGUUGAUUGGCCCCAACAAACUAAUUGGCCAUCGGAGGGCAGUCUUAAUUUGCAACUAAUCAGCCCACUAUAUCAAAAUAUCUUGAAUGUCCACCCAGACCAGAUCCCUUAUAUUUCUACUUGGAAAACCAAUGUAGAAAAGAACCCACCGUGGUUGAAAGCCUGCCGAGGCGACGCCCCACAAAGUACAGUUUGUGCAGUUCGACCGGCAGGGAAGUUAGAAAGGCCCCCAGUGAUACCAGACCCAGAAGAUGAGGAGGGAGGAAUUAUUAAACCACCUCCACCCUAUGCUCCACCAACUGCCCCUCAGGCAAUUCCACCAGGCCCAGGUCCCCAGGCACUGGGAGGAGCUGGCCCCCAGCCCAAACCCAAGACUGAUGAGUCAGAAGGAGAAGAGGAUGAUGAGGAUGAAGAGUUUGUAGAAAGAUUAGUCAAGCUGACAAAUAAUAACAAGACAUGGACAGAGGAGCAGGCAGAACGUUUAAGGAAGUAUGUGGAACCUUAUGCAAAAGAAGUGGAUGUCAGCCACUAUUUGUUAAAGGCAGCGGAAUGUACAGGGCAACAUAAAAGGAAGUGGCAGAGAGAGUGGGGAAGGGCGGCGAAAAGAGUGACCCUCCAUAGGGCACAUAAAGCACAGAAAAAGGGCGCGGCCAGAGUGAUGCCUCUGCGUAGAGUGUAUGACCCUCCGGCCCCUGCGGGACCUAACGGGGUGGUGCCCAAUAGAACUUAUACAGUUCAACAUGUCCCCUUCUCUAGUGCAGAUGUUUGUAAUUGGAGGAACCAAAACCCUUCAUUUGAGGAAAACCCAGCAAAAAUAAUAAAGCUGUUUGAGGGAAUUUUCGAAACCUACAAUCCGACUUUUGAUGAUGUGCAAUAUUUGAUGGAUGCCCUGCUAACUACAGAAGAGGCUAGGCGAAUUCAUGCUGAAGCCCGAGCACACAUGAGAGCGCAGGGGGCAGGAGAUCAAGCUGUUGCAACAGGAUAUCCUGAAAAUACACCGAAUUGGGAUUAUCAGACCACUGAGGGGCAAAACGCCCUCACCACUUAUCGCCAGAAUGUCUUAAAUGGCAUGAGAAGGGCAGCCAGGAAGCCUACUAAUUUUGCCAAGAUCAGGGAGAUAAUGCAAGGGAGUGAGGAGCCCCCAGGCGCCUAUCUGGAAAGACUGAAGGAAGCCUACCGCCAGUAUACCCCUGUGGACCCAGAUGAGGCUGUCAAUGCCCCUAUCAUAAAAACUGCCUUUGUAGCUCAGGCAGCACCCGAUGUCCGCCGAAAAAUCCAGAAACACGAGGCUUUCAUGGGCCACACCCUUGAGUGGAUGCUAGAAUUGGCUCAAACCACUUAUAAUCAGAGGGAGGAAGAGGCACAAAAGAAGAAAGAGAAAUAUCAAGCAAAAAAGUUGAUGGCAUUACAGGCUACCACACCCACCCCUCAUAAAAGAGGAAGCACCCAGGGAGGAGGACAAGGCCGUCUGGGGAGGAACCAGUGCGCCAUCUGCUGGCAGGAAGGGCACUGGAAAAGAGAAUGCCCACAGGCUCACUUAGAUGGAAGAGGACGAGGAGAACGAGUCCCAGGGCCAAACCCCGUGGGAUCUGGACAGGAACUGAGACCCUGGACAUUGGCGAAUGUUGGCAGGGGUAGAGGACAAGGACAGGGACCCCCCUGGCACCCCCCAACCCAAAGACAGCCCGGCGCAAUGAGCCUGAGAGAGAAAGAAGAAGAAUAUUAGGACAGACCGGGCCCAGCUGAUUUAGGUUCCCGUGAGCCCAUGGUCAAAAUACAAACAGGGAGCCGAACCAUCCCCUUCAUGGUUGACACCGGAGCCGCCCACUCUGUUUUGCCAGUACCAGUAUCCAAGCCCACCAAGCAAACAAUUAAUAUAAUAGGAGCUACAGGCAAAUCACAAAGAGCCCCAUUCCUGCAAUCUGUUGCUUGUAGCUUGGGCGGUCAAGUGGUCCAACACAAGUUUUUGUAUAUACCGGAGUGUCCCAUCCCAUUAUUGGGCCGAGACCUGCUAUCAAAAUUACAAGCCCAGAUUUCUUUCCAACCAACGGGAGAAGUAACAAUGACCACAGGGCCAGCAGGGGAAUUCUCCUUAGAGGUACCCUUAAGGGAACAUUGGCGCUUAAUGAUGGUAAAAGAAGAGGAGGGGAUUAUUUCAGAGGACCUCCUGCAAGAAGUUACCCCUGAUGUGUGGGCAGAAAGCAACCCGCCCGGAAUGGCAAAGAACAUCCCACCUAUAAUAGUCAAGCCCAAGCCAUUCGCCAACCCUGUGGCUGUGAACCAAUAUCCUAUCCCCCGAAGAGCUGCGGAGGGAGUAUGGGUACAUUUGGAACGGUUACUUCGCCAUGGCAUCCUGAGACAGUGUCAAUCUCAGUGGAACACCCCACUCUUGCCGGUGAAGAAGGAAGAUGGCACGUACCGUCCAGUCCAAGACCUUCGAUUGGUCAACCAGGCCGUGGAAACCCUCCACCCCAAUGUGCCCAAUCCUUACACGCUGCUGAGUCUAAUACCUCCUACUGCAUGUUGUUUCACAGUAUUGGACUUGAAGGAUGCAUUUUUCUGCUGCCGCCUGGCAGAGGAAAGUCAGCCCCUGUUUGCAUUUCAAUGGACAGAUCCAGGAACAGGCACCAGGGUGCAAUACACGUGGACAAGGCUUCCACAAGGCUUCAAGAAUUCUCCAACCCUUUUUGGGGUAGCAUUGGCAUCGGACUUGUCUAGCUUCCCCACCAGCCCACGCAGAGUCUUGUUGCAGUACGUGGAUGAUCUUCUUUUGGCUUGUUCAGACAAAGACACGUGUAUGGAAGCCACCAAGGACUUGCUGAACCAUCUGGGUGAAGCGGGAUACCGAGUAUCUAAGAAAAAAGCCCAAAUAUGCCAACCUACCGUGAAAUAUCUUGGAUUUGAUAUAUCUUAUCAGCAACGGACCCUAAGGGAAGAGAGGAAGCAAGCCAUUACCCAGAUUCCAAAACCAAAAAAUCGCAGAGAACUUCGUGGCUUUCUGGGAUCGGCAGGAUUCUGUAGAAUAUGGAUACCAGACUACAGCACAAUUGCCAAGCCUCUGCACGAAUCAACCAGAGGGACGGAAAAGGACCCCUUUGUGUGGGGAGAAGAGCAGCAACAGGCCUUCCAGGAUUUGAAAAGGGCAUUGCAACAAGCACCAGCGCUGGGUAUCCCAAAUCCAGAAAAGCCUUUCUCCCUGUUUGUGGAUGAAGACCAGGGAACAGCAAAGGGAGUGCUAUGCCAAAAACUGGGAAGCUGGCAACAGCCUGUGGCAUACCUAUCUGAGCGCCUGACACCUACAGAACAAGGUUUACCGCCAUGUAUGAGAGCAGUUGUGGCAGUAGCUACCCUACUGAAUAAGGCAGACAAAUUUACUUUUGGCCAAGACACUGUUUGUGUGACCCCGCAUGCAGUCCCAGCUCUGCUCGACAUGAAGGGUACCUAUUUCCUCUCCCAAGCAAGGAUGAGAAAGUGCCAGAUGCUGUUGUUGCACCCGCGUUUGAAGUUCCAGGUUACUACCGCCCUCAACCCAGCUACCCUGUUACCGGUAGGAGAAGGUGAGGAGCAGACGCACGAUUGCAUUGAAGUGAUGGAUGAAGUAUAUUCCAGCAGACCUGACCUAAAAGAUGAGGCAAACCCCCACUGGCCUUCAUGGUUUGUGGAUGGAAGCAGCUUUGUCGAGGCUGGACAGCGGAAAGCAGGCUAUGCAGUGGUAGCCCUGGAAGACCAGGUGAUCGAAGCAAAAUCACUCCCGCCUGGAACAUCGGCCCAGCUGGCAGAGCUAACUGCGCUUACCAGAGCCCUGAACCUGGCAAAGGGACAGGAGAUAAACAUUUAUACAGAUUCUAAGUAUGCAUUCCUGACUUUACAUGCCCAUGGAGCCUUAUGGAAAGAAAGAGGUUUGCUUACCUCCAGAGGAAACCAGGUGGCCCACCCACAAGCUCUAUUGAACCUUCUGGAUGCUGUAUGGGAGCCCGAGGCAGUGGCAGUUAUCCAUUGCUAUGGCCACAAGACUGGACCAGGGGAAGUGGCCAGAGGAAACCGAUUGGCAGACAGAGUAGCCAAGGAAGCAGCCCAAGAACUGGCCCCCGCCUCGGUUAUUGGAGCACUGGUCCCAGAAGAGAUUUUAAGCACCGCUGACAAGCCAGCUUACACAAAGCAGGAAAAGGACACUGCAGACGCCCAGGAACUGACAUUGUCCAAAGAAGGAUGGUACCUUACCCAUGAUGACAGGAUAUGGAUUCCAGAGUCUCUUUCUCGGCAGAUAAUUCAGAGAUAUCAUGGUUCAACCCACAUAGGACCCGAUGCUACAACCAAGCAGCUGGGGAAGUGCUUCUAUAUAGCCCACCUCUACCAACUGGCAGCCCAGAUCUCCAGGAAAUGCCUGCUAUGCCAAAAGAAUAAUCCCAGAGCCGGACCACUGGCUCCCCCAGGGAGUCAGCAUAGUGGAACUGCACCUAUGGAAGAUCUUGUCGUGGACUUUACUGAAUUACCCCGUUGUGGACUACACCGCUACCUGCUGGUGGCAGUGUGCACCUACACCGGAUGGGUCGAAGCAUGGCCAACAAAGACUGAAAAGGCAUUUGAAGUAACCAGGUGCCUGCUUAGGGAAAUCAUCCCUCGCUAUGGAUUGCCAAGGUCCAUAGGAUCUGAUAAUGGACCAGCAUUUGUUCACGCAGUCCUACAGGGACUGGUAAAGGCGCUCCAGAUCAACUGGAAGCUGCAUACUGCUUAUAGACCCCAGAGUUCUGGAAAGGUAGAGAGAAUGAACAGAACUCUAAAGAAUCAGCUGUCCAAGCUGACGCAGGAGACCGGGUCUAAUUGGGUGGCCAUGUUGCCCUUGGCAUUGCUCAGGGUCCGCAGCCUCCCGUCAAAGCGGACCCAUUUGUCACCAUUUGAGGUUUUGUUUGGGAGACCAGUCCCCUAUGUUAGAAUGUUAACUCCAUAUGCUAGCCAAGAUAUGCAAUUGAAUAACUAUGUACAGUCACUCUCCCAAGUUCUCUCCUGUUUCAAACGCGUGCAUAUGCACAUCCUGGGAGCUACAGGUCCCAGCACCCUUAAACUACAGUUCCCAGCUCCCUUGACACACUGCGCUUUCCAGAGCCCCGAAGAAACUACAGUUCCCGACGCCCUUAACAAACUGUAG